AUGAAAGCGAUUCGUGAACUGCGUCCACCUUGCGUUCAAAUAUGGCUUUGUUCGGUACCGACUGUGGUCGCAAGACGAGUUAUAUCGAAAGUCUGGCGGACAAACAGAGUUUCGAACGACCGUAUUAAGUUCAUAUUCUGUUCCUGUUCACACCACUCUCGCUUGCACGAUCGUGCCACUGUUCUGGCCUACUUAUUCUGGAGGGUCCACACCCAAGAGAAGCACUGGACUCGAGUUUCGCUCUUACUAGAGCUCGUCAGCAGCACAUAUCCAAUGACCGUGCCGGGAUUUGAACCCCGGAGAUCUGACAUGCGAGGUGAGUGUGAAACCACUACUCCACCAACGCACGUUGGGCGCGACGCAUGUGAAUUUUCACGUCUGAACAGGCCAACGCGUUCACACUUGAGCGAUGUGAUCCGUGUGCCCAACUCAUCGAACGACGACCCAGCAACUGUCCUGGUUAUGACGAUCGAUUUACACGCCAGCCAGGACUUCCCGGUCAGCGUAACUUAUCCGGUGAGUCCACACCAAGGGGAAGCACUGAACUCGAAUUCCGCUCUUAUUAGAGCUCAUCAGCAGUGCAUAUCCAAUGGCCGUGCCGGGAUUCGAACCCCGGACAUCUGA
Molecule: messenger RNA, 624 nt
Organism: Opisthorchis viverrini
Lineage: Eukaryota; Metazoa; Platyhelminthes; Trematoda; Opisthorchiida; Opisthorchiidae
Exons: 3
Coding region: 1-624 (207 amino acids)
Source: RefSeq, a predicted model, not a curated record